AUGGCAGCUUUGGGUGGGAAUGAUGAUGGAUCUGUUCGUGAUUCCUCGAAACGGACCGUCUCCGAGGUUGCCUCCACCCUCAUUUAUCCGUCUCCGAGCUUGUCCAGUGCUCAUCACUUUGUGUCGAUCAAGCUCACCGCACACAAUUAUCUGUUCUGGCGUACUCAGAUGCUCCCGUUUCUCGAAGGUCAGGGGGUGUUGGGUUUUGUUGACGGCUCGGUGGAGUGUCCGGCAGCUGCCUCGCCGGAAAAGUCGACGGCGGACAGCGGCAGCACUGCCUCGGCAGUGGCGUCGCCGGUGGUGCAGUGGCGUCGACAGGACAAGGCUGUCCUGUCUCUCUUGAUCUCGUCCCUGUCGGGCGAGAUGCUACCAUUGGCGGUGGGCCGGCCGACGUCGCGUAAGUUGUGGUUGGCGAUUGAGCAAGAGCUCGGCUCGGCAACGCGGUCUCGCGCGGUUCGUUUGCUCAGUGAACUGCAGCGUUUGUCGCAGGGGGCUUCAUCCGUUUCAGAUUAUUUGAACCGGGCGCGGAUUUUGGUGGAAGAUUUGGCCCUUGCUGGGCGUCCGGUUCCUCUUGAUGAGCAGAAUAUUUAUGUCUUCCGUGGACUGCGGUCGGAUCUUCGCCCGCUUGUUGCUCCGUUGACUCGUGGUGACCCGUUAACUCUCUCGGAUCUUUCCGAUUAUUUAAUUUCUCAAGAAUAUAUCUGCGCAGGUGAUGGUCCGGUUGGUGCGCCGGCUGCCUUGACCGUUCACCGUGGUGGCCGAGGCGGUCGUGGCGGAGGCCGGUUCUCCCGAGGUGGCUCGGGCAGUGGGGGUUCCGGCGGCAGUGGUUCGGGCAGCGGCAGUUCGGGCAGUGGCGGCCGUGGUCGCGGCGGCCGGGGCCUUGGCCGUGGUCGCUCGGAUGUGCGUUAUCAGAUUUGUGACAAGAUUGGGCACUCGGCAGCAAAUUGUUGGCGCCGUUAUUCUGAGUCGUCUGGUCCUCAGGCUAAUGUGGCUUUUUCUGGUGGUGAGGGUGGUUCGGUUGACUCUCACCAAUGGUUUCCUGAUACGGGGGCUACUAAUCAUGCCACUCCCGAUUCCUCUCAGUUGAUGUCCUCGGCAGGUUAUGACGGUUCGGACACUCUUCGUGUCGGCAAUGGUGAAGGUAUGCCUAUCUUUAGUGUUGGGUCUACUUUGAUAGCUACGUCUUCUAGAGUGUUUCGAUUAGAUGAUGUUUUGCAUGUCCCUGGUUUGUCUUCCUCUUUAAUUUCUGUUCAACGCUUUGCUAAAGAUAAUCGUGUCUUUUUUGAGUUUCAUCCUGACUGUUUUCUUGUGAAGGAUCUCUUGACUAGGGAGGUGGUUUUUAAGGGGGGAACUUCUGGUGGCUUAUACUCCUGGCCCGCGUCUUCUGCUCGUUCUGUUGCUUAUGUUGCUGCGCGUGCUUCGUCUUCUACGUGGCACAAGCGGCUUGGUCACCCUCAUACUCGGGUUCUUCGUCAGAUUUUGCAGUCUUCUGGUGUUAGUAGUUUUAAUUCUGUGUUUUCUAUUUAA
Messenger RNA from Ipomoea nil (Japanese morning glory), 1527 nucleotides. RefSeq lists its product as uncharacterized. The transcript has a single exon. NCBI's taxonomy places the organism in Eukaryota, Viridiplantae, Streptophyta, Magnoliopsida, Solanales, Convolvulaceae. The coding region runs from base 1 to 1527 and encodes 508 amino acids. The record is from RefSeq and is a predicted model, not a curated record.